Messenger RNA from Oncorhynchus kisutch (coho salmon), 4676 nucleotides. RefSeq names its product pentraxin-related protein PTX3-like. Gene Ontology annotation, biological process: innate immune response. Gene Ontology annotation, molecular function: complement component C1q complex binding. The record is from RefSeq and is a predicted model, not a curated record. The transcript has 4 exons. The coding region runs from base 399 to 1760 and encodes 453 amino acids. Lineage: Eukaryota; Metazoa; Chordata; Actinopteri; Salmoniformes; Salmonidae.
CUAGGGGUAGGAUCUGUGUUUAUAUAGCCCAGGCAGACCCUCUCUCCGACCCAUUCCCUCUCAGCCGGAGAACACAACUCUACCAGGACCGAUGCCAAGGGAUUGCUCAGCAUUUAACAAGAGAGAGAGACAGAGAGACAGAGACAGAGAGAGAGAGAGAGAGAGAGAGAGAGAGAGAGAGACAGAGAGAGAGAGAGAGAGAGAGCGAGAGAGAGAGAGAGAGAGAAAGAGGAGAGGAGGGAAACAGCUCUGACAUAUUUAACACAGACUCCCAUUCUCAACAUACUCACACACACUGAGACAGACAGCAGACAAAACCCCCAGCACAGUCUCUGACAGGUAGGUAGACUUCAACACAGACAGACAGACUCUCUCUCUGAGACGGACGGGCAGGCAGCAUGUUUCUGUGGUGGCUCCCCCAGGCAGUGUGUCUGGUGUCGCUGACUCUUGGGUACGAGGACGAUAUCGAGGUGAACUAUGGUGACAGUUACUACAACGAGAUCACAGAGGGAGAGCCACUGGAGCCCACGGCUAUCCCAACCCAAGCCCCCUGUAAGGUUACAGAGAUGACUAAAUGGGACAAGCUCUUCUCCAUGCUGGAGAACUCUCAGAUGAGGGAGAACAUGCUUCUGCAGUACUCCGAUGACAUCAUCAAGGUGGAGUUGGGGUCGCUGCGUGGAGAAAUGCUAAGGUUCGUGGCUCAGUACGGAGGGGCCUGUGGCGUUGCGGUGGAGACUGCUGGACGGAGGAUGUCCAUGCAGAUGGAAGCUCGCCUCAAGGAGAGCCUGGAGCAUCUCAGGCAAGAUCGGAGCAUUGCUGCUGGGAAAUCUGCAGGUAAUUCUGGGAAUAGCAACCAGGAGACGCUGUUACAGCAGCUCCUCCACGCGGCGCGGACACAGGCUUCCCGACUCGUCAAGCUAGAAAAUAUCUGCCUGAGUAAUCCAGGACCCAUAACGCCACCAGAGGCAAAGGGGGAAGACCUGCAGCAGGAUGUGGUGCCGGCAGAGAUGCUGGUUGCCCUGGUGACAGAGCUGGCGAAGACGAGGGCAGUUCUGGAACUAGCGUUCAAGUCGGCACAGCAACGACACCUGCCCGCAGGCUGUGAGACCGCUCUUCUCUUCCCUAUGCGUUCCCCUCGUAUCUUCUCCUCGGUGACACCAGACCUCCCUCUCUCUCUCUCUUCCUUCACCGUGUGCCUGUGGGCCAAGCCCGUCUCCGUCUCCAACAGAACCGUGCUGUUCUCCUACGGAACCAAACGGAACCCCUAUGAGAUCCAGCUCCUUCUCAGUGGAACCAGGGCUCUCUUCACCGUGGGGGGAGAGGCUCACCUGGUGGAGGGGCGGGGUGUGGUGAGAGGAGGAGUUUGGACCCACCUAUGUGGGGCUUGGAGCUCUGAGCAGGGCAUAGCGUCACUGUGGGCCGAUGGACACAGAGUGGCAUUCACACCCGGGGUGGCCGAGGGCCACAUGUUAACCGAUGGAGGCUCCCUCCAGCUGGGGCAGGAGAAGAACGACGGCAGGGUCUCUGGAGGGUCAGGUGGCAGUGGGAGACAGAUGCCUGGGUUUGACGGAGGCUUCGAUGCCAAGUUGGCGUUCGCUGGGAAGAUGACAGGGGUGAACAUGUGGGACCAUGUGCUGACGGAGGAGGAGAUAUCCCAGCUGGCUUUGCAGGACGGCGAGGGGUGUGAGCAGAGGGGGAAUGUAGUUGGGUGGGGCUUGACGGAGAUCGUGCCUCACGGGGGUGCUCAGUUCAUCAACUAACUCUGAUGACGUUUUCAUCAUCAUCCUCAUCAUCAUCAUUUAAAUGAACUCUAUCAUCACCAUUAUAAACUAAGACCUGCAGUGCAGAACAGCCCAACCGGCUGAGACUGCGACAAUAAUGUGAACAUAAACAACAACAACAACAACAACAACAGCAGCUCCCUUUAAUGGUUUAUGAGACUGUGACAAUAAUGUGUCCUGUUGGAGGAGUGGUUCCCAUUUAGAGAAGCAGGAGAGUGGUAACACACACACUCACACACACACACACACACGCACACGCAUGCACACACACGCAAGUCAGAUGCCUGGGUUUGUGAACAUGUGUGUGCAACAAUAAUGUGAACGCACAACCAACACACACGCACACACACACACACACACACACACACACACACACACACACACACACACACACACACACACACACACACACACACACACACACACACACACACACACACACACACACACACACACACACACACUUGGUGAGAAGCAUUAGUAUACUGUACAUAGCCUUAGGAGGAGAAGUGGAGAAAACAGAAUUUACCACAGAUUUAAAGAGAGAAAAGGAAAGGAAAGAACCGAGGUGAGAGAGAGAAACAAAGAGCUCAUUGUGUGGAAGGAGAGAUGCUUGAGGGCAACUGUCACAAAAACCAGUCUGCAAGGGUCAUCGCUAGAUGGCUAUGCCAGAGGAGGACAACAUUAUCUAUACCAUCAGAAGCCAUGCCAGAGGAGGACAACAUUAUCUAUACCAUCAGAAGCUAUGCCAGAGGAGGACAACAUUAUCUAUACCAUCAGAAGGUAUGCCAGAGGAGGACAACAUUAUCUAUACCAUCAGAAGCCAUGCCAGAGGAGGACAACAUUAUCUAUACCAUCAGAAGCCAUGCCAGAGGAGGACAACAUUAUCUAUACCAUCAGAAGCUAUGCGAGAGAAGGACAACAUUAUCUAUACCAUCAGAAGCUAUGCCAGAGGAGGACAACAUUAUCUAUACCAUCAGAAGCUAUGCGAGAGGAGGACAACAUUAUCUAUACCAUCAGAAGCUAUGCCAGAGGAGGACAACAUUAUCUAUACCAUCAGAAGCCAUGCCAGAGGAGGACAACAUUAUCUAUACCAUCAGAAGCUAUGCGAGAGAAGGACAACAUUAUCUAUACCAUCAGAAGCUAUGCCAGAGGAGGACAACAUUAUCUAUACCAUCAGAAGCUAUGCGAGAGGAGGACAACAUUAUCUAUACCAUCAGAAGCCAUGCCAGAGGAGGACAACAUUAUCUAUACCAUCAGAAGCCAUGCCAGAGGAGGACAACAUUAUCUAUACCAUCAGAAGCUAUGCGAGAGGAGGACAACAUUAUCUAUACCAUCAGAAGCUAUCCUAGAGAUGACAACAUUAUCUAUACCAUCAGAAGCUAUGCCAGAGGAGGACAACAUUAUCUAUACCAUCAGAAGCUAUCCUAGAGAUGACAACAUUAUCUAUACCAUCAGAAGCCAUGCCAGAGGAGGACAACAUUAUCUAUACCAUCAGAAGCCAUGCCAGAGGAGGACAACAUUAUCUAUACCAUCAGAAGCCAUGCCAGAGGAGGACAACAUUAUCUAUACCAUCAGAAGCCAUGCCAGAGGAGGACAACAUUAUCUAUACCAUCAGAAGCCAUGCCAGAGGAGGACAACAUUAUCUAUACCAUCAGAAGCCAUGCCAGAGGAGGACAACAUUAUCUAUACCAUCAGAAGCCAUGCCAGAGGAGGACAACAUUAUCUAUACCAUCAGAAGCUAUCCUAGAGAUGACAACAUUUGCUAUAAAUAUGAGUGUGUUAGCUAUUUGUUACCAAUGGGAGUGUCAGGGUUAAGGGGUAAGGUAAAUGGUAAAGGGUUGAGGUUUGGGUUCAGUUGUUAGGGUGGCAUUGUGGUUAGAAAACGUUUUACUGUGGUCCUCUCUGGCAUGGCUAUGUAGUAACAACCAUCUGCAUGCUGCUAUAAUGUUUUACCGUGGUCCUCUCUGGCAUGGCUAUGUAGUAACAACCAUCUGCAUGCUGCCAUAAUGUUUUACCGUGGUCCUCUCUGGCAUGGCUAUGUAGUAACAACCAUCUGCAUGCUGCUAUAAUGUUUUACCGUGGUCCUCUCUGGCAUGGCUAUGUAGUAACAACCAUCUGCAUGCUGCCAUAAUGUUUUACCGUGGUCCUCUCUGGCAUGGCUAUGUAGUAACAUCCAUCUGCAUGCUGCCAUAAUGUUUUACCGUGGUCCUCUCUGGCAUGGCUAUGUAGUAACAUCCAUCUGCAUGCUGCCAUAAUGUUUUACCGUGGUCCUCUCUGGCAUGGCUAUGUAGUAACAACCAUCUGCAUGCUGCCAUAAUGUUUUACCGUGGUCCUCUCUGGCAUGGCUAUGUAGUAACAUCCAUCUGCAUGCUGCUAUAAUGUUUUACCGUGGUCCUCUCUGGCAUGGCUAUGUAGUAACAUCCAUCUGCAUGCUGCCAUAGGAGAUUUAUCAAAGUGUUUACAUUUCAGAUGUGACAAACAUAAUAUUUAAGUUGUUUUGUGUUUCUCUUUGUUUUCUAUAUAAUCCAAAGGGGUUUAUUGUGUUCCUCAUUGUUUUCUAUAUAAUCCAAAGGGGUUUAUUGUGUUUCUCUUUGAAAUGGGUGACAACAAGAUGACACAACUAUAGUGGCUCAUUCCAUGUUGGUUUUGCGUCCCUUGUGAGACAGAAACACUUGAUUUGAAAAGAGGAACUGUGGACAAUGUUUACAGAAUUUUGUUACGACCUCUCUCUGCUCUCUCAUAGUAGACAAUGGGUAUCAUAUUGUAAAUUGUUUUGUGUUUUUGUCAAGAAGUAAAAAUGAAUGUCUUUUGUAUAUAAAUAUAUAUUUUUUGCAUUUACAGUAGGACUAGAAUUGAAGACCAAGAUAUGAAUAAAACUACAUGUUGACAUUA